Molecule: messenger RNA, 1973 nt
Organism: Alternaria rosae
Lineage: Eukaryota; Fungi; Ascomycota; Dothideomycetes; Pleosporales; Pleosporaceae
Product: HAD-type phosphatase
Exons: 1
Coding region: 329-1780 (483 amino acids)
Biological process (GO): glycerophospholipid biosynthetic process
Cellular component (GO): mitochondrion
Source: RefSeq, a predicted model, not a curated record
AUGAUGUCGCGCUGUGGGUACAGAGGUACUUGUUGAACGCUCUGGGUGCCAGAACGUGGUUGGUGUCACCGGCCUGAAUCGGGAUAGCGAAAAGCUCCUGCGAAAGUUUCCAGAAGAGAUUGGCGAAUGAUGAUGGCAUCUGGGGUUAAUGAAAGUCGCUGCCUGUCACUGUGACGAGUGAUAUGAUAUAUAGCCCCUCCCCCAGGACCCUGAGACUGCUCUUUCAUCAUCACACACUCCACAUCUUCACAUUCAGCUUCUGAGAAGUUGACACUACUACUUUCUUGACUGAUACCCCAUUCUUAUCCCAACUUCAACUACCAUCAUCAUGUCUCCCUCCGCUGUUGAGAACGAGACUCCUCUCGCUCAGACUACCUCCAACAAGAACGUCGAGCUUCCCAUCCCAGCUGAUCCUCAAGAUGGCACCGACAACACUGUCGAAGUCCCAGCAACCCGAAGUGCCAUGGCCGACACCACCAACUACAUGCACAACCUCUCCCUCUCGCCUUCCAUGAAGGAGAGGAGAGGAUCCCGCAACUCCUUCGGUACCUCCCUGCCCAUCCCCCGCUCCAAGAGGCAGUCGAGGCUAUCGUCUGUUCACUACCCCGAUGGCCGUGGUGCCGCUGUCCGCCCUGGCAUGCCCCCGAUCCAGCCAUCUCGCGACAUCAUCGCUGCCCAGCUUCAAGAUCUCGCUGGCGAGAAGGUCCGCGCCGCCAAGGACAUGGCAUUCGUCUUCGACAUUGACGGUGUCCUCGUCCACGGUGACCGUCUGAUCCCCGAGGGACAGCGCGUCCUCGAGAUCCUGAACGGAGACAACGAGCUCGGCAUCAAGAUCCCCCACAUCUUCCUUACCAACGGUUCCGGUAAGCCCGAGCAAGCUCGUGUCGACCAGCUCUCCAAGAUCCUUCACAACCCCAUCUCGACCGAGCAGUUCAUCCAGUCGCACACUCCCAUGCGUGCUUUGGCCGAGUACUACAAGACCGUCCUCGUCGUCGGCGGUGAGGGCUACAAGUGCCGUGAGGUAGCUGAGCAAUACGGCUUCCAAGACAUUGUCGUCCCCAACGACAUCAUCGCCUGGGACCCCACCAUCGCCCCCUACCGUGUCUUCACCGACGAGGAGCGCAAGACUUCCCGCCCCCGCGACUUCAGCAAGGUCAACAUCGAAGCCAUCAUGGUCUUCUCCGACAGCCGUGACUACGCCACCGACAUUCAGAUCAUCAUGGACCUCCUCCAGUCUGAGAACGGCAAGUUCGGAACCCGCGCCAAGGACCCCGUCUCCCAGCGCAUCCCCAUCUACUUCUCCCAGGGCGACAUGCUGUGCCCCACCGAGCACCCCUUCCCCCGCAUGUCCCAGGGUGCCUUCCGCAUUGGUCUCGAGGCCAUGUACAAGUCGCUCACCGGCGUCGAACUCGAGCGUGUCGUCUACGGCAAGCCCGAAUUGGCUACCUACAAGUACGCCGACGAGGUCAUUGCCAGCUGGAUGGAGACUAUCCACAACGACGAGAAGCUGCCUGCCAACAUCUACAUGAUUGGUGACAACCCCGCUUCCGACAUCGUCGGUGGUAACAUGUACGGCUGGAACACUUGCCUUGUCCGCACUGGUGUCUUCCAGGGUGGUGACAACGACGAGCAGAACCCUGCUUCCUUCGGUGUCUUCAAGAACGUCUUCGAGGCUGUUACUACUGCUAUGAAGAAGGAGCUUGGUGAGGAGUUCAAGUUCAAGUUCGACGAGAAGAUUAACCCUGUCAACCUUGAGGGUGGUGUCUCUGCCAUUGCUUAAGUGGGUUGAUGGUUGGAAUGACGGUACGAUGAAAAGCUCUGCUUUUUCUGUGGUCGUUGUUCGUUUGUACAUAAGCAUUUCUCUGGCGUUUCUUUUUCGGGUUUAUAUCCUUGCAUAGCGAAGCUUGCAAAUCACUCUUAUAGAUCAACGAGUUUACUAUACAACUGGGUCUACGGAUUCUGGGUUUUCGGUU